AUGUAUGGGAACCAGCGAAAAGGUGAAAUACCCGAGGAAGUAGCAUUAGAAGACACAAAUGAAGAUUUUGACUCCUGGAGUGCACUUAAUAGGCCGAAGAGGACUCGAACCCGCAGCAUAGCCCCCUCUUCAGAAGCAUCAGCAACGAAUAUACUGUCCUCCAUAUGUCUGCUCUUUCGCUUUGUCACAGGGGUUCAUCACCAGAGAGUUAUAAUACAUAAUAACGACGGUGAGAAUCUUGUGGGUAUCUUGCAUGAAACGGGUUCAAAGGAGCUUGUUAUUGUGUGCCACGGAUUUCAAUCCUCAAAGGAUCGUAUCCCCAUGGUGAGCAUUGCAGCUGCCCUAGAGAGAAAAGGAAUUAGUGCCUUCCGCUUUGACUUUGCGGGGAAUGGGGAAAGUGAAGGGUCUUUUCAAUAUGGUAACUACCGCAGGGAAGCUGAGGAUUUGCGUGCCGUAGUCCAACACUUUCGAAGGGAGGAACGUGCCAUAACUGCAAUUAUUGGGCACAGCAAAGGAGGAAAUGUGGUGCUUUUAUAUGCUUCGAAGUAUAACGACAUAUGUACAGUUGUCAAUAUUUCUGGCCGGUUUCAUCUAGGGAGAGGCAUGGAAGGUCGAUUGGGUCAAGGAUAUUUACAAAGAAUCAAGCAGAAUGGAUUCAUUGAUGUUAACAAUAGAAGGGGAAAGUUAAAGUAUCGUGUGACUGAAGAAAGCUUAAUGGACCGCCUAACCACUGAUAUUCUUGCAGCAUGCCUGACAAUUCACCAAGACUGCAGGGUGUUGACAGUUCAUGGAUCCAUGGAUAGUAUUGUACCUGUAGAUGAUGCUUUGGAGUUUGACAAGUUCAUACCAAAUCAUAAACUACAUAUCAUAAAAGGAGCUGAUCAUGAGUACACUUCUCAUCAAGAUGAGUUAGCUUCGGUUGNCACUCUAAAAGGUGUAGGUGAAUAUUUAUGCAAACUUUAUAGUUAUUCUUAUUUUAGUUAA
Molecule: messenger RNA, 984 nt
Organism: Pistacia vera
Lineage: Eukaryota; Viridiplantae; Streptophyta; Magnoliopsida; Sapindales; Anacardiaceae
Exons: 7
Coding region: 1-984 (327 amino acids)
Source: RefSeq, a predicted model, not a curated record